This is a messenger RNA of Acanthosepion pharaonis, 2805 nucleotides long. The record is from the annotation of a GenBank genome assembly. Lineage: Eukaryota; Metazoa; Mollusca; Cephalopoda; Sepiida; Sepiidae.
AUGACUUAUUUUAUUAUUUUUUUCAUCGUCAAUUUCUUUCUUUUGUAUUUAUCUUUUUUUCUUUCUUUUUGCUUAUCAUUCUUCCUUCCUUCCCUCCUUUCUUUCUUUCUUUCUUUCUUUCUUUCUUUCUUUCUUUGUACUUACCAUUCUCCCAUUCUUUCUUUCUUUCUUUGUACUUACCAUUCUCCCAUUCUUUCUUUCUUUCUUUCUUUCUUUCUUUCUUUCUUUCUUUCUUUCUUUCUUUCUUUCUUUCUACUUACCAUUCUCCCAUUCUUUCUUUCUUUCUUUCUUUCUUUUCAUUCAUUUUCUUUCUUUCUUUCUUUCUUUCUUUCUUUGUAUUUAUCCCUUUUCCUUUCUUUUCAUUUAUCAUUCUUUCUAUGUAUUUAUCCUUUUUUAUUUAUCAUUCUUUCUUUCACUCAUUCAUUCUUUCUUUGUAUUUAUCAUUCAUUCAUUCAUUCUUUCUUUCUUUCUUUCUUUCUUUUUACCCAUUUUCUUUCUUUUUUAUUUAUCAUUCUCUCUUUCUCUCUUUGCAUUUAUGACUCUUUCUUUCUUCCUUUCUUUAUUCGUAUUUAUCGUUUUUUAUUUUAUUAUUUAUUUUUCUCUUUCUUUCUUUGCAUUCAUCAUUCUUUCCUUCUUUUUCUUUCUUUUAUGUAUCCUUUUUGGCAUCCUUUUAUUAUAUUUAUCAUAUAUUCUUUCUGUCUUUUCAUCAUUCUUCCUAUCUAUCUAACUAUCUAUCUAUCUAUCUAUCUAUCUAUCUAUCUAUCUAUCUAUCUAUCUAUCCCUGUCUGUGUUCAUUAUCUAUCUAUCUAUCUAUCUAUCUAUCUAUCUAUCUAUCUAUCUGGCAAAAUGAAAAAUCUAUCUAUCUAUCUAUCUAUCUAUCUUAAUCCUCUUUUUUAUAUCUCUUUCUCUCUCGCUCUCUCUCGCUCUCUCUCUCCCUUUCCCUCCCUCCCUCUCUCUCUUAUUUUCGCAUAUCUGAACCCAUCAUUGCAACUGCCUACCAAUGUAAGACUUCAUGUCGCUGACAAUCUAAUACUUUUUCUUUCUUUCUUUCUUUCUUUCUUUCUUUCUUUUUUUUCACAUGUCGUUAAAUCAACCAAACAUCUAUCUAUCUAUCUAUCUAUCUAUCUAUCUAUCUAUCUAUCUAUCCGUACAUAUUUCAAAGCAUUUCCGAAUGUUGUACCACACUUGAAAAAGAAAUCAAAGCUUUUGGGGCAUAGGUUACGGGCAAUUAAUUCAUCGACCUCAAAAAAUAUUUGCUCCUUAAUUAAUCUAUCUAUCUAUCUAUCUAUCUAUCUAUCUAUCUAUCUAUCUAUCUCAAGAUUAUCCUAUAAAUCAUUAUUCUUCUGUGUUGCAUCUCUUCAGGACGUAGAUGAACAAGGCUCUUCACAAAAUCCUUUUGAAUUCGCUUUCUUAUUUGUUUCUUAUUCUAUCAUUUCAAUUCUUUUGAAUAUUAUUCUAUCAUUACCAUUCUUAUCUGUCCAUUAUUCUAUCAUUCCCAUUCUUAUUUGCUCCUUAUUCACUCAUUCUCAUAGCCAUUUGUUCCUCGUUCUAUCAUUCCCAUUCUUAUUUGCUCCUUGUUCUAUAAUUCCCAUUCUUAUCUGUCCCUUAUUCUAUCAUUCCUAUUCUUAUCUUUUCUUUAUUAUAUCAUUCCUAUACUCAUUUGUUUCUUAUUCUAUCAUUACCAUUCUUAUUAUGCUCCUUAUUCUCUCAUUCUCAUACCCAUUUGUUCCUUCUUCUGUCACCCCCAUUCUUAUUUGCUCCUUAUUCUAUAAUUCCAAUUCUUAUUUGUUCCUUAUUCUAACAUUCCCUUUCUUAUCUGCCCCUUAUUAUAUUAUUCCAAUUCUUAUCUCACAGUCUCAAUGUUAUCUAUCUAUCUAUCUAUCUAUCUAUCUAUCUGUCCCAGUAUCUAUCUAUCUGUCCCAGUCUCGUCAUAUCUAUCUAUCUAUCUAUCUAUCUAUCUAUCUAUCUAUCUAUCUAUAUAUUUCAUUAUGUUUGAUCAUAUCAUAUCAUGUCAUUAUCUAUCUAUCUAUCUAUCUAUCUAUCUAUCUAUCUAUCUAUCUAUCUAUCUAUCUCAUUGUGUUUGAUCAUAUCUAUCUAUCUAUCUAUCUAUCUAUCUAUCUAUCUAUCUAUUUCAUUAUGUUUGAUCAUAUAUCAUGUCAUAUCUAUCUAUCUAUCUAUCUAUCUAUCUAUCUAUCUCAUUGUGUUUCAUCAUAUCUAUUUCAUUGUGUUUCAUCAUAUCAUAUCAUGUCAUUAUCUAUCUAUCUAUCUAUCCUAUUGUGUUUCAUAAUAUAUCAUAUCAUAUCAUAUCUAUCUAUCUAUCUAUCUAUCUAUCUAUCUAUCUAUCUAUCUAUCUAUCUAUCUAUCACACUCUGUUCUUAUCCAUAUUUCUAUCUAUCUAUCUAUCUAUCUAUCUAUCUAUCUAUCUAUCUAUCUAUCUAUCUAUCUAUCUAUAGUCUCGUCAUAUAUAUUAUCUAUUAUCUAUCUAUCAUCUAUCUAUAUAUAUAUUUCAUUAUGUUUAUCUAUCAUAUCAUGUAUCUAUCUAUCUAUCUAUCUAUCUAUCUAUCUAUCUAUCUAUCUAUCUAUCUCAUUGUGUUUGAUCAUAUCUAUCUAUCUAUCUAUAUAUAUAUUUCAUUAUGUUUGAUCAUAUAUCAUGUCAUAUCUAUCUAUCUAUCUAUCUAUCUAUCUAUCUAUCUAUCUAUCUAUCUAUCUAUCACACUCUGUUCUUAUCCAUAUUUGUAUCUAUCAGUCUGUUCCUAUCUAUCUAUCUAUCUAUCUAUCUAUCUAUCUAUCUAUCUAUCUAUCUAA